GCUACUGAGCUCAAUCUGGGCUGUACAUUGAAAUCACCUGAGGAGUCUGAAAAACUGCUCCUGCCUGGGGCUUGCGCCCAGGGCUUCGGAUUGAGUUGGUGCGAGGUGAAUGUCGGAUGUGUACCCAAAAAGGUAAUGUGGAACACAGCUGUGCACUCUGAAUUUAUGCAUGAUCACGCGGACUAUGGCUUUCAAAGUUGUGAGAGCAAAUUCAAUUGGAGUGUGAUAAAGGAGAAGCGGGACGCGUAUGUGAGCCGCCUGAACACGGUCUAUGAAAACAAUCUGACCAAGUCCCGUAUAGAUAUCAUCCAUGGCUUUGCAACCUUCACAUGUGAUCGCACGCCCACCGUGGAGGUCAAUGGGAAGAGAUACACCGCUCCUCACAUCCUGAUUGCCACGGGCGGCGUGCCUACGCUUCCUCCUGAGAGCCAGAUCCCCGGUGCCAGCCUUGGGAUAACCAGCGACGGGUUUUUUCAGCUGGAAGCGUUGCCUAGGCGCAGUGUCAUUGUUGGUGCCGGUUACAUUGCUGUGGAGAUAGCAGGAAUCCUCUCUGCUCUGGGCUCUGAAACGUCAAUAAUGAUACGGCAUGAUAAGGUGCUUAGAACUUUUGAUUCGCUCAUCAGUUCGAACUGCACCGAAGAGCUCGAGCGAGCGGGCGUUGACGUCCUCAGAUACUCACAGAUCAAAGAAGUCAAAAAGACCUCAUCGGGCUUGGAACUGAGCAUGGUCACCUCCGCUCCUGGUAGGAAACCCACUGAAACCUCCAUUCCGGAUGUGGAUUGUUUGCUGUGGGCCAUUGGGCGAGACCCAAAUUCCAGGGGACUUAAUUUAAACAAACUGGGAAUUCAGACGGAUGACAAGGGCCAUAUCAUCGUGGAUGACUUCCAGAAUACCAGCGUCAAAGGGAUCUAUGCGGUUGGCGAUGUGUGCGGAAAGGCGCUUCUUACUCCAGUUGCAAUUGCUGCUGGCCGAAAACUUGCCCAUAGACUUUUUGAAUGCAAACCAGAUUCCAAGUUAGACUAUGACAACAUCCCCACUGUGGUCUUUAGUCACCCCCCGAUUGGAACAGUGGGACUCACAGAAGACCAAGCCAUUCAUAAAUACGGAAAAGAAAAUGUGAAGACCUACUCCACCAUGUUUACCCCCAUGUACCAUGCAGUUACAAAAAGGAAAACAAAAUGUGUGAUGAAAAUGGUUUGUGCCAACAAAGAAGAAAAGGUGGUUGGGAUCCACAUGCAAGGGAUCGGCUGUGAUGAAAUGCUGCAGGGUUUCGCCGUGGCAGUGAAAAUGGGGGCCACCAAGGCCGACUUCGACAACACCGUUGCCAUUCACCCUACCUCAUCUGAGGAGCUGGUCACCCUUCGCUGAAGCCCCCGAGUCUGGCGUGUUGGCCUUUGGACCAGCAGACCUUCUGAAAUGAACCAAAUAAUCCCCCUGCAUUACUGUUCCCAUGUCAUUUUAAUCAUUCACCCCUUCCAGUACACAAUUUCAGUUUAGAGCCUAUUUAUGUAAUUGGCGAUGUGUUUUUUUAUGCCGAAUUCCUUUUCACUUGGUCUCAUCUCAGAGUAAUUAAUAUUCAGUGUAUUGUGGUUUUGUUUUUGUUAAACUGGUCUGUGUUGGCUGUUUUUUUUUUUUCUUUCUUCCUGUUUCAGCUUCAUCCCAUGCAUAAAACUAAAUGAAGUACAAUUAAUGUAUUUGAACAAACAUAGCUUGCAGAGGAUGACAGCAGCUCUUCAUGAUUUAAAUAAUGCAUGUGCACAGAACCUUUUUAUUUUUCUGAAGCCAGUACUGUGCUCUGCAUAUUGCAAAGCUGCUUCAAGGAUGUGACCUUCCUCUAGAAAGUACUUGACAUACAGUAUACCAGACCUGCCUCCAUGUUUUUAUUCUUUCUUUUUUGUCAAAUGAUUACAAGCUGUUUGUGUUAUUUUUAGGAGAUGACGUUUUCAAACUUAGAAAAGUUUCAAAGGGGCUAGUUAAAGAUCCAAUAUGUGGAUAUUUCAGAAAUCACCCCAGCUUUCAGAGAUGGGUGGAGUCAAGUACUUCCAAACUCCCUUCAUGUGCUGAGUGUAUAGUUCCAUGAAUAACUGCGAUGUUUGUGUAAGUUCUUGUCAUUUAAUUUGUUUCUGAAGACUUCCAAAAUUUUAGAAAUAAAUCACAGCCUUUGUAGCUUAUAAAAUUUGCUAUUA
Messenger RNA from Echinops telfairi (small Madagascar hedgehog), 2186 nucleotides. It is a transcript of the gene GSR, whose product is annotated as glutathione-disulfide reductase. The record is from RefSeq and is a predicted model, not a curated record. Gene Ontology annotation, molecular function: flavin adenine dinucleotide binding; glutathione-disulfide reductase (NADPH) activity; NADP binding. NCBI's taxonomy places the organism in Eukaryota, Metazoa, Chordata, Mammalia, Afrosoricida, Tenrecidae. Gene Ontology annotation, biological process: cellular response to oxidative stress; glutathione metabolic process; cell redox homeostasis. Gene Ontology annotation, cellular component: cytosol; mitochondrion. The annotation marks the transcript as partial. The transcript has 13 exons.